UUUACCGAUUGCAGCCGAAGUUUGCCGAAAUCCAAGUCGCCGGCGGAGGCUCCCACAAGCCUUCCCUCAAUGCAGUUCUCCACAAGCUCUUUGUCCACGAACGGCUGGAUGACGACACGCGUUUGUGUCAGAUGUUUCCUUUGACAAUUCGUCACAUCGGAAGACCGAACUUGAAUGGAAAUUAUUAACGUUUGAAAAUACACCGAGAAAAUAAGAGGAGGAGCGACUGACUGCCUGUCGCCCGACAAGCUUCAUCACCAUUCCAGUCGCUGCCAGUUAGCUGAAACACAACUAGCGUGCCCUUGUAUGGGUCAGGGUGUUUAUUUGUUUAUUUUGUUACCCGAGAGUAAUGUUGUUUGAUUUUCGAUUAAUCGUGCACAAAACAGACUGGCGUUAAGGUGCGUUGACAGCCGUGGAAGAACUCUGAGCAGGCUGUGCUCGCACUCCGCAAUGUUCGGGACGUUUGGAAGAGAACGCAGCAAAUAAAUAACACCAUCCCAAAAAAAAAAAAAAAAAAAAAGGGUCUUUGCUCCGUCUCUCCAUCAAGCACCUCCGCAGUCAAUCAUGACAUCGCCAGACUCCCCCCCUCUUGUCUCUCCUUCCCCAUGUCCCCCUCCUCCUCCAUCCCUCCCCACAUCCCCCGUGCCAUCCUCCCCUGCCCCGUCCUCCUCCUCCCUCCCGCUCCCACCCUCGUUGCCCCCCACGGGGGAGGUGAUGGUCCUGGCUCUGGGUCGGAAGAAGCAAAGGGUCCUGAUUGUUUUAUCAAUCCUUCCCAAUCUCUUCUUGGCCUUCCUGCUCUCCUCCGACCCCCUCAUCACCCUCUCCUCGCCACACCACUGCCACCUCCCGGGGCCGUCGCCUUCGCCCGAGAUGCUGAACAUCUCCUUGCCCUGGGAGAAAGGCUUGCGGCCCGGUGAGAGCGGAGAGCUUUCCCAGUGUAAGCAGUACGCCAACGGGACCCAGUCGGUCGUGGUGGACUGCCAGGCGGGCUGGGACUACAAAGUCACGGAAGGGCUGAAGAACAACAUCGUAACUGAGUGGGAUCUGGUGUGCGAUCGCUAUUGGCUGGUUCCAGUGGAGGAGGUGUGCUUCAUUUUGGGGGCUCUGACCGGUUGCCUCGGCCUCGGUUUCGCCGCCGACAGAAUGGGCCGCUCCAAGACCUUGUUGGCGUCGCUCACUCUCUCGGUGGUGUUUGGCGUUUUGGUGUGCGUCUCCCCGUACCCUUCCAUUUUCAUCGUCAUGCGUUUCUGUCUGGCGGCUGCCAACGCCGGGGUCUACCUCAUCCUUUACAUCUCGCGGCUGGAGUUGUGUGAGCCUUCGCUCAGGUUGAUAUCUACCGUACUGGCGGGACUGAUGACUGUUUCCGGGGAGCUGCUCCUGCUGGCGGUGGCGCUCGGUUGUCAGUCCUGGAGAGGUCUGCUGGGAACCGGUGCCGCCCCGCUAGCGCUCUUCCUCUGCUACGGCAUUCCUGGAGUUUUCCCAGAGUCUCCUCGCUGGCUCCUGCUGUGCGAGCGACACAGCGACAUGAAUUCCUUCGGCGAGAGGAGAAACUCCAGCAGAGAUCUGAGGGAUGACGAGAGCUUCACAGAGCUGGAUUCGGAGCCGACGCCCUCCUCGCGUCCCCACCUUUCCUUCCCUGAGCUCGUCCACAGUAGGAACAUCUGGAAGAACAUUUGCGUGCUCGGCUUCACCUCAUUCAUCUCUCACGGCAUCAGCCACUGCUACAGCUCUUUCCGAGGCGACGUCCGAGGCACGGCCCCCGGCUUUUAUUGGACGUACCUCCUCUCGGUGUGCGCGGGCGGCGCCGCCUGGGUGUUGCUGUGGGUGACUGUGGACAGAUGCGGUCGGCGUGGCAUCCUUUUGCUCUUCAUGACGAUGACGGGCUUGGCCUCCUUAAUCCUACUGGGACUUAUGAAGUAUCUCAGUGAGAACGCCAUCACCGUCUUCUCCGUGAUGGGCCUCUUCUCAUCGCAGGCCACCGCUUCCCUGUGCAUUCUCCUCACUGCAGAGAUCAUGCCCACUGUCAUCAGAGGGACAGGCGUGGGCGUUGUGCUGGCCCUGGGCUGCGUGGGCCGCCUCAGCUCGCCACUCAUGGACCUGAGGAACCACUACGGCUACUUCUUGCACCACGUGGUCUAUUCCUCUCUCGCCUUGCUGGCCGUGUUGUCCAUCCUGCUUCUGCCCGAGAGCAAGAGGAAGCCGCUGCCUCAGACUCUGGCCGACGGGGAACAAUACAGGCGUCCCCCGCUGGGCAGGAGGAGGCGGGACAACGUGCCCCUGCUGGCCACGCCCAACCCGGAGACUUAAAAGAAGGAAUCGGAGGUGGCGUGUGCAAUUCCACUGGAACACGACAUUCAUUUAUGUUCAUGGAGGAAGGAGAGUUGAGAGAUAAAAAGGGCUGUCAAGAUUUUUAACUUAUGGCGACGAUCCGCACAUUGAAAUCUUCCUAACACUAUCAUCUUUGUGGCUCAGCUCAGCCCCCCCCUCCCCUCGGGCAUGUGUCACGUUUUAUUGUUGUAGUCCAAAACUUGUUCUUCAUUUAAUGUUAGUGAACUGAAACCUCCACCAUCUGACGUAGGGGCACAGUUCUCAGACGUAUCCUGUUACACCUUUAAACUGUUGUUUGCUGUAAAUACUUUUCCUGAUUAUUAUUAUUAUUUUUUUAAUUUAAGUCUGUUGGAAAGAUGUGCAUUUCUACGCAGAGGAGACUGCGCGGCGUCGAGCACCGUCAAAGCUUAAUGAGACUUGCCCAACUAAACACUAAUCAGUAUUAGGGAUCCAAUUCAAAGUGUAACUCUGGCCCGGAGCUGGAGGAUCAUCAUUUUAUUUAUUACCCUCAAAAUAAUCUGAGCAAUACAUUUUUCUAUCGAUACGUUUUUCUGAAUCCCCCCGGGGAUCAAUAAAGUAUCUAUCGAAAUGAUAGUUCGGGCAUGAAGGCAAAAGAUGUCGCAACAUUCCGAGCUGCAUGCGUGGAAGCACUUUGAAGGCCUUUUUUUUGUUCCUCGGAAGCUUACAGUACCUCUUUAGAUGCAAACUCAGUGGAGUAGGAGUUCACACGGUUACUAAUUUAAACCGAAUGCUGAAUGUCUUGUCGAUGCUGUAGAAAGGACCCAAUGAUGAAGCUUCGCAGGAGCUAAUGAAGGGUCCUCCGUGUUUCUCCACCUCUGACUGUUUUCUCGCUCAUGUUGGAUGUCGUGAUUGCAGUCAGAAAAAUUUGCUGGUGGGCUCACUCAAUUGCACUGGUGAUGCCUAGUUAAAAGGGAUUUUUUUUUCCUGACUGUUUCUUCACGUUUAAGUACCUCCUCGGAAUAAUUGACUCUCAUAAUAGUGUGUCUGAAAAUUGUUCAAUGAUGAACCCAGUUAACUCUGUAACCUGAUUUACCGUUCAAUAAAACUGGUUCCAUCAAA
This is a messenger RNA of Syngnathus typhle (broad-nosed pipefish), 3408 nucleotides long. It is a transcript of the gene slc22a17, whose product is annotated as solute carrier family 22 member 17. The record is from RefSeq and is a predicted model, not a curated record. Bases 565 to 2307 code for a protein of 580 amino acids. The transcript is spliced from 10 exons. Gene Ontology annotation, biological process: transmembrane transport. Lineage: Eukaryota; Metazoa; Chordata; Actinopteri; Syngnathiformes; Syngnathidae. Gene Ontology annotation, cellular component: membrane. Gene Ontology annotation, molecular function: transmembrane transporter activity.